Molecule: messenger RNA, 3989 nt
Organism: Trifolium pratense (red clover)
Lineage: Eukaryota; Viridiplantae; Streptophyta; Magnoliopsida; Fabales; Fabaceae
Exons: 14
Coding region: 646-3597 (983 amino acids)
Molecular function (GO): nucleic acid binding
Source: RefSeq, a predicted model, not a curated record
GCACCAAUUGGAGAGUUCUAAGUUUCUUUCUUUCUCUGGUACUUUCUCAAAUUUACUCUGUUGUCUCAUCAUCAUAACACUUUCAUCUCUCUAUUCUCAAUCUCUCUUUCUCUCUGACCUCCCCAUUUCAUCUUUAUGCUCUCAUCUCUCACAUCAGUAUCAUCAUCAUCUAGCAAAUCCAAACCAACAUCAACUCAAAGUUCACAUGCAAGUGUAGAUUUGUAAUCCUUGAGUCUUGGGCUUUCAAGGAAGGUAAACAAGGCUAAUCAACACUUCUCAGAUUUAAGCGUGUCACGGACACGUGUCGGUGUCUGUGUCCGACACCAACACCGAUACUUAUGAUUACACUAAAUUAUGUCAUUUUUUUAAAUUUUUAUCGGUGUCAACGUGUCAGUAUCCGUGUCGUGUUCGGUGUCCGUGUCUUGUUGCGAACCACUAACUAUUUGACUACAACUUUUUUGAUAUAACAGAACUAUUUUGUUUAAAUAAAAAAUAAAAGGCCAAUAAACCACGUCACUACAUACUGUGGGAUAACCCUGUCUGUGUUCUAGGCUUCUAGCUUGCGAGUAGAAGAAGAUUGAAGUGAAACCAUUUGUUGAUGAAGUUUCUUUAAUUCAUGUUACCAAUCAUCUUUUCAAUACCAAAAUGGGUUCCCUUCCAAUCACAACCAAAACCUUAUUCUUCACCACCACCACACCUCACCACCUUCCAUGGUUUUCAUCAUCAAACAGAAGAACAACAGCAACAAGAACGGUUUAUCUGAAUAAGAGGAAAAACAACAAGGUAGUUUUUGCCUCAUCAUCAACCUCACAUAACGAACAAGACAAAAAUACCCCUCAAUUCGACGAUGAAGACCAUGAGGAGCUCAAGUUAGGCCGUUAUCUUGGUGAAGACCCUAAACUCACCCUUGCCAAGAUAAUGGGAAGAAAAGCUAACCCUCAUGCAUCUUAUCUUGAUAUUGAGAAAUCAUUUUAUAAUAAAAAAAAGGGUAAAGUUGUGGAAAUUGAGGAACUUCCAUUUGAAGUUGAAAGACCCCGGGCAAAGAAGAAUUCACCUACCCAAGGACAAGGAUGGCCAUUCAAACCUAAUUAUGAUGAUGAUGAUAACAAUGUUGCAAUGGAGAUUAAGAAACCUAACCAAAUUCAAAGUAAAGGAGGAAAUGUUAGAAAAAGUAAUGUUCCUAAUGUUAUUUUGAGAAAGCCGUCGUUGUAUAACGAGGACGAGGAUGAAGUCGAGGACAUGUCUUCGAGGUUGAGAAUAAAACCGAAUUUAUCUCUUAAAACGCAGAGUGGACAAGUGAAGGACAAGUUUAGUGACAUGACGUUGUUGAGGAAGCCGGGAUCGUCAAUUGACAAGAAUGUUGGUAGCGAGUUGAAGACGCGGAAAGAAGAGCCGAGUUAUGAAGUCGUUAACUUGACCUUGUUGGAACAACCACAUAGACCAAGUUCCAAUAGAGAACUAGAGAAGUUUGCAAAGCCAAGUGCUAAGUUUGCAAAGCCAAGUGAUGAAGUUAGUAAAUUGACCUUGUUGGAACAGCCACACAGACCAAGUUCCAAUAAAGAACUAGAGAAGUUUGCAGAGCCAAGUGAUGAAGUUGCUAAAGUGACCUUGUUGGAACAGCCACAGAGACCAAGUUCCAAUAAAGAACUUGAGAAGUUUGCAGAGCCAAGUGAUGAAGUUGGCAAAAAAGAAGAGCAGUUUGCAGAGGCAAGUGAUGAAGUCACUAAAGUGACCUUGUUGGAACAGCCACACAGACCAAGUUCCAAUAAAGAACUUGAGAAGUUUGCAGAGCCAAGUGAUGAAGUUGGCAAAAAAGAAGAGCAGUUUGAAGAGGCAAGUGAUGAAGUCGCUAAAGUGACCUUGUUGGAACAGCCACACAGACCAAGUUCCAAUAAAGAACUAGAGAAGUUCGCCGAGCCAAGUGAUGAAGUCGGCAAAAAAGAAGAGCAGUUUGAAGAGGCAAGUGAUGAAGUCGCUAAAGUGACCUUGUUGGAACAGCCACAAAGACCAAGUUCCAAUAAAGAACUUGAGAAGUUUGCAGAGCCAAGUGAUGAAGUUGGCAAAAAAGAAGAGCCGUUUGAAGAGCCAACUGAUGAAGUCGCUAAAGUGACCUUGUUGGAACAGCCACACAGACCAAGUGGCAAAAAAGAAGAAGAGCAGUUUGAAAAGCCAAGUGAUGAAGUCCCUAAAGUGACCUUGUUGGAACAGCCACACAGACCAAGCGGCAAAAAAGAAGAAGAGCAAUUUGGAGAUGUGAGCAUCGUAGUCCUAAAUGAUGGCUCGGAGCAACGUGAGCAGAGACAACCAGAGGUCCAUCAGGAGCCAAUUGAUUUAAAUCAACCGUCUAAGUUAAAUUUGGUUGGUUCUAAGACGGAGUUGGCUGUGCAAGCUGCAAUACAAGGAAAGCCAAAAAGAUUAGAUCAAUAUGUGAAACAAACCUCAAAAUCUGUUGGAGAAGAGACCGCUUCCGUUGAUCCUGGAAGUCGCGGAAACAGUGAUGAAUCGGGCAAUCUUGUUGAUGUAUCAGAUAUCCAGGAAGCCGAAGAUGCUGAUUGGACCAAGGUAGAAGAUUUGUUUACAACUGGAGAGAGAGGUGAUGUGGAACUAGUAAGCUGCAGCACAAAGGGUUUUGUUGUUUCUUUUGGCACCUUGGUAGGAUUUCUGCCAUACCGUAAUCUACUUCCCAGGUGGAAGUUCAUAGCUUUUGAGUCAUGGCUAAGGCAGAAGGGCCUGGAUCCAUCAAUGUACAAGCAGAGUUUGGUCACUACGACAAAUUAUGAUGCCGAUUCUCCUUCACUUAAGGAGAAUGAUGGUAACUUGGAAGAUAAAAUUUCACCAGAUAUGAAAUUCGAAGAUCUGUUAAGGAUUUAUGACCAAGAGAAAAACAAGUUCUUAUCAUCAUUUAUUGGACAGCAAAUCAAAGCAUAUGUGUCAUUGGGCGACAGAAAAUUAAAAAAGCUCGUAUUUUCACUAAGACAAAAAGAGAAGCAAGAAGUAACAGAGAAGAAGAGAAAUCUCAUGGCUAGACUUCAAGUUGGUGAUAUAGUAAAAUGCCGCAUCCAGACGAUAACUUAUUUUGGAAUUUUUGUUGAGGUUGAAGAAGGAGUUUCUGCACUGAUCCAUCUGUCACAAAUAUCAUGGGAUGCCAAGUUCGACCCAUCUAAUUAUUUUAAGAUUGAUCAGAUUGUAGAGGCAAAAGUUCACCAAAUAAACCCUGCUCGUGGGCGCAUAUUUUUAUCUUUAAAGGAGGUGAAGCCUGAUCCAUUGAUGGAAUCAUUAGAGUCUGUAGUUGGGGGUCGUGAAACCUUUGAUGGAAGAUUGGAAGCAGCUCAAACUGAUGAAGAGUGGUCUGAAGUCGAAUCUCUUAUAAAAGAAUUGCAAAAAAUCGAGGGCAUCCAGUCUGUUUCAAAAGGCCCUUUUUUCAGGAGCCCUGGUUUAGCUCCCACAUUUCAGGUUUAUAUGGCAUCCAUCUUUGAGAAUCAGUACAAGUUGCUUGCCCGAUCAGGAAACAAAGUACAAGAGGUUAUGGUUCAAACUUCUUUAGAUAAAGAAAGGAUGAAAACAGCUAUUAUGACAUGUGCAAAUAGAGUAGAAUAGUUGUGACCUGUGUUUCUAAUGAUGCCAUUGCCUAUUUUUGGUGAUUAUACAUUCUUUUGGCGAGUGCUGGCUGCAUACAUAGGAGCAUUUCAAGGUUCGUGGUGAGGAUCAAAGUUUUCUUUCCCAAAGAAAAUUAAAGCUUCAAUCCGUGCUCCCGGAGUAAAAUGAUAGCGUAUAUUACUGUUCAUUUUUGUGCACGGCGACCAUUUGAGAAAUUAUUUAAUCUUCGUGGUCGGGUAUAUGUAUAUUACACACAUAGAUGUAAUUCUUGGACAACUACUGCAUGUAGUAUAUCUCUUUGGUAAUUUGCAUAUAUAUCAAAUUAAGACUGGAAUUGUGCAGAGCCUAGGCUUGGCUAAGUUGAAACUCAAGAUGAAAAUGAGUUGCUUGAA